Physeter macrocephalus (sperm whale) is the source of this 1542-nucleotide messenger RNA. Its product is annotated as phagosome assembly factor 1-like. Lineage: Eukaryota; Metazoa; Chordata; Mammalia; Artiodactyla; Physeteridae. Gene Ontology annotation, biological process: Golgi to plasma membrane protein transport. Gene Ontology annotation, cellular component: synaptic vesicle membrane; trans-Golgi network; dendrite. The annotation marks the transcript as partial. The record is from RefSeq and is a predicted model, not a curated record. The transcript is spliced from 5 exons.
CAGCCUAUCCGGAGUUUGCGCCUGAGUGACUCCGCCUUAGCUCCUCCCCCCGCAAUUGAAAUCCCGCCUUUGCCCCGCCUCUGCCACACUUUACGGCCCCGCACGCCACUUUUGCCGCAGACGCUCCUGCUGCCGCCGCUGCCCAAGGCUGCUGCCGGUGAGGUGAGCUCCGGUCCCGUCCGCGCUGCCGCAGGGAGGCCGCCCCGGCGAGCCGAACCAAUGCUGGAUCUGGAGGUAGUGCCCGAGCGCUCUCUGGGAAAUGAGCAAUGGGAAUUCGCGCUGGGAAUGCCUCUGGCUCAGGCAGUAGCCAUUCUUCAGAAGCACUGUCGCAUCAUAAAAAAUGUCCAGGUUCUCUACAGUGAACAGUCUCCUCUAAGCCAUGACCUCAUCCUUAACCUGACUCAGGACGGGAUCAAACUACUGUUUGAUGCUUUCAAUCAGAGACUUAAGGUGAUUGAAGUAUAUGACUUGACUAAAGUAAAGUUAAAAUAUUGGUAAGUUUUCUCCUGGUAUGUGUCAUAGGCUCAGUACACAGGGGCUUUAUCUGCUACCCAUAUUAAGUUAGUAAAGGAUUCCCAUCUGCAGUGGUUCUGGGAUUACAGCCUGGUGCCAUGAUUUCCUCAUGCAGCCUCCAAGUCUACUCACUUUCCUGGGGAAGAGAAGGAAACCUCAUUAAGAACACACUGUGUGUGAAACACUUCACAUAUGUGACAAUUUAUUUAAUCCCACAACAAAGCAGGACCUCAGCUCAGAGGUCUGUGACUGUCCCCUGGGUCAUAGCUGCCCUUCCCUGCACAACCUCUUUUGGCACCUCUUUAUGUGUUCAUUACCAACAGAGGUGGGACAAACCAGAUACAUCUGACUUCAAGGCCUAUGCUAAAGAGAAUGCCAAAAGGAUUACUAUUUGGGGGGCCAAAAUUUGCUUUUUAGAAUGAAAAUGGGAUGUAUUUGUGCCUGUAUGAUGCACAAAUAUUUGAACCUCCAUUAUGGUAAGGCGCUAUGCUGGCAUCUAGAAUAUUCCGUUCAGUAAGCUUCCUUAACAGGCUUACCUUCUCGAGGGUGUGUAAGGGAUCAGUUCCUGGGCUGACUCAAGCAGUGUUUGCUAGUAGAGAAGUGGAUAAAGCAAAUGCAUAAUAGCACUGACCCCUGCAGAUUCUGAUUGUCUUUUAAUCUUGUUGGGGCCUUCUGUACCUCAAGGUCUGGCUUCUCUUUACCCUCUUAAGAGACAGUGGUGGGUAAGAGUGAGGGUUCUAGAGUCAGGCUUCCCUGGGUUUGGGUUAUGACUUCUUCAUUUUAUUACUCUGUGAAAUUGGGCAAGUCACUUAACCUCUUUGAGUUUGUUUUCUCAGAGAAAUGAAACCAAUAAUCAGGUUGCUGGGUUAGGAAGAUGACAUGAGAUAAUACUGGUAAAACAUAUAGCACAGUGCCUGGUUAAAAACAGAGGUUCCAGAUGCAAGCUAUUAUAUAUAGAAUAGACAGACAACAAGGUCCUACUGUAUAGCAUGGGAGACUAUUUUCAGCAUCUUGUAAUAAACCAUAAUG